This is a messenger RNA of Prorocentrum cordatum, 2016 nucleotides long. NCBI's taxonomy places the organism in Eukaryota, Dinophyceae, Prorocentrales, Prorocentraceae. The record is from the annotation of a GenBank genome assembly.
AUGGCGACUACAGCCGCCAGCGGGCCACCGACGACGCGCGUCGACGUCCCCUCAUGGAACGGCGAGGCAGACAAGUUGACGAGCUACAAGUUUGAGGUCUCCAUGUUCACCAAGAGCAUCAAGACUGCGGAGCGCUACGUGUGUGGCCCGCAGCUGGUGCGCGCCCUCGGGGCGCGAGUCCGGACGACGGUGGAGAGCUGCCCGGACAUCGACACGGUCGACGAGAUCGACAAGGAUGGAGUUUUGAUUGGUUGGAACAAAGUGUUUCAGUACGUAUUGGAGAAGCUGGACUUCACCAGCCUGAAUGACACGGGCCUCCUCGCGGAGGAGUUCUUCCUGAAGGUCAGCAGGAACUCGGGCGAGACCUUCCAGGACUGGGCCGCCAGAUUCGAGAAGAAGGAGCGGGAGCUGUUGGUGCAGCUCCAAGUCAUUGAUUCCAGCGUGACGGAAGUGAUUGCGAAGCCUCUUCGGACAUGGUGGUUCCUUCGGAAGUCCAAGCUAUCCCCUGUUCAACGUGGAGAGAUCACCGCCACUGCAGGUGGCGACCUCAACUUUGGUAAGACAUACAAGGCCUUGCUCACGCGCUUCCCGGCGGAGGCGCUGGCGGAGCUCGACGGCAAGCAGCACCGGAGGGCCUUCUAUGAGGACACGCCCGUCGACGACGUUGAGGACGAGACUGGUGGGGAAGAUAUUGAUUUCACAGAGGUUGUCGAGCAGCUGAUCACCCUCGCUGAAGAAGAUGAAGAUGAGGAGCCAGCUGACGACAACCCAGCGGACAACGAGGUGUUCGCAGAGUUCAAGCAGGUGGGCAGGAGCUUCAAGGACGCUCGCGACCUGAUCCGACGCCUUCGAGUGUCCCGCGACUACUACCCGGUCGUGUCGCUCAAGGACCCCGAUCGCGUGCCCCCGCCUCCGAACCCGGGACGAGGCUUCCAGCGUGGCCGUGGCAAGAACGGUCGAGGCCGCGCUCGCUUCGACACGGGCAAGGGACGUGACAUGUCCAAGAUGAAGUGCAUCGCGUGCGGCGAAUAUGGUCAUCGAGCGGCGGACUGCAACGAGAGGUUCAAGAAAGAUAAUACGAGAGAUGGAGCUCGUGGGACUACUCACAACGGCUUCGUCCUGUCCGCCCUCGACGAGUACCUCUACCUCCUGGAGCGCGACGGCAUCUGGGCGAUCCUCGACAUCGGGGCCACGAAGAGCCUCGGCGGCCUCGAGAGCGUCGAGAACCUCAUGUACGAGAUGCUGGACCAGCACGGCCAGGAGUUCGAGACGACACAUGACGAGUGCUCAUUCACCUUCGGCGACGGCCUCCAGAAGAGCUCGAUGGGCACGGUGAAGGGGAACGUGUUCCUCGGCGGCGACCUGACCGAGGUCAAGCUGUCGGUGAUGCCGAACCGCGUGCCGAUCCUCCUGGGCAUGGACAUUCUGACUGACUCGCUGAAGGUUGUGGUCGACUGCGGCCGGAACUGGAUCGGCCUUCCGACCAUGGGCAACAAGGUGUUCUACUGCGAGCGCCUCUCGAGCAACCACCUGGCCGUCAACCUGACGACGCCGCAGUGGUGGAAGGAGGUGCCGCUUUCCUUGCCGAGUGCCGGGUGCCUGACGUCCGAAGCGACGGCGCCCGAUGUUCUGGUGGAGGAGCUGCCCGAAGAGGCCGCUCCCGACGGAAACCUCGGCGGCGCGGACACCUACCAGAGCGACGGAAACUGCGACACGGAGCGGAUCGGCUCGAGCGACGGAAACCUCGAUUUCGUUCGGACGGACGGUCAGGGGAUCGACAACUUCGGCUCCAGCGACCCCGACGCCAACAUCAACAGCAACACCAGCUACUCCGGCAAGAGCCACACGUGUACGAAGGCGACGGAGGUGACCAUCCGGGAGCAGGCAGUGGCUCUACGCUGGCGGCGCCUGUCCAACAAGCUGAACUCCCCGGAGGUACAGGGGGGCUGGAAGUUCACUCCGGAGAUGCUCGACGACUCGGAACUGCCGGAGAUGGACUCGAAGAGGAAACGCUGA